Messenger RNA from Colius striatus (speckled mousebird), 1575 nucleotides. Its product is annotated as lysosomal acid glucosylceramidase-like. Gene Ontology annotation, molecular function: glucosylceramidase activity. Gene Ontology annotation, biological process: glucosylceramide catabolic process. The record is from RefSeq and is a predicted model, not a curated record. Lineage: Eukaryota; Metazoa; Chordata; Aves; Coliiformes; Coliidae. The transcript has 10 exons. The coding region runs from base 1 to 1575 and encodes 524 amino acids.
AUGGGGCCUGGCUGUGCCAACGUGCUGGGCUGGCUGCUGCUGCUGCAGGCAGCGUUGGAGGCAGCAGGCGGCCGUCCCUGCGAUGCCAAGGACUUUGGGCAUGGCUCACUGGUCUGUGUCUGCAGUGCCACGUACUGUGACACUCUGGAGCCCGUGGUGCUGCCAGCCCCAGGCACCUACAUCAAAUAUGAGAGCAGCAAAGCUGGCAAGAGGCUGGAACGCAGCGAGGGGAGCUUCCAGCACAACACUGAGAGCCCAGAUUUCCACCUCACCCUGGACACCACACAGCGAUACCAGAAGGUGAAAGGCUUUGGUGGGUCUGUCACAGACUCAGCUGCCAUCAACAUCCAGUCCCUGUCCCCAGCUGCCCAGAACCAUCUGCUCCGCUCCUAUUUCUCUGAGGAAGGCAUUGAGUACAACCUGGUGCGUGUCCCCAUGGCCAGCACCGACUUCUCCAUUCGCCUCUACACCUACGCUGAUGCUGAGGGUGACUUUGAGCUGAAGCACUUCAGUCUGACAGAGGAGGACACAAGGAUGAAGAUCCCCAUCCUCCAGGCAGCCCAGGCAGUGGCCAAGAGGCCAUUGUCUCUCUAUGCCAGCCCUUGGACCUCCCCAGUUUGGAUGAAGACAAAUGGUGCCAUGACAGGGAGGGGGACACUGAAGGGCAACCCUGGGGACAAGUACCACCAAGCCUGGGCUAAAUACUUCAUCAGGUUCCUGGAUGAAUAUGCCAAACACAACCUGACCUUCUGGGCAGUGACAGCAGGGAACGAGCCCACAGCUGGGGAGAUCAUCUUCUACCCCUUCCAGUGCUUGGGUUUCUCCCCAGAGCACCAACGAGACUUCAUUGCACAGGACCUGGGCCCAGCCUUGGCCAACAGCUCCCACCGUCAUGUCCAGCUCAUCAUCUUGGAUGAUCAAAGGGUGAUGUUGCCCUAUUGGGCCCAGGUGGUUCUCAAAGACCCCGUGGCUGCCAGUUACAUCAGUGGCAUUGGCAUCCAUUGGUACCUGGACUUCCUGGCUCCCAUUGACCUCACCCUCUCCAUCACCCAUCAUCUCUUCCCUGAUUAUUUCCUCCUCUCCACUGAAGCCUCUACUGGUUCCUACUUCUGGGAGCCCAGGGUGGUUCUGGGGGGCUGGGACAGAGGCAGCAAGUACAGCCACAGCAUCCUGACGAACCUCAACAACUAUGUGACUGGUUGGACUGACUGGAACUUGGCCUUGAACAUGGAGGGGGGACCCAACUGGAGCAAGAACUACGUGGACAGCCCUGUCAUUGUGGACAGCAGCAAGGAUGUCUUCUACAAGCAGCCCAUGUUCUAUCACCUGGGACACUUCAGCAAGUUCAUCCCUGAGGGCUCCCAGCGUGUGGGCUUGUCUGUCUCCAAGAAGUGCCACCACUGUGACCUGGAGCACUCGGCUUUCCUUCGCCCUGAUGGAGCCGUUGUCCUGGUGACCCUCAACCGCUCCCCCAUGGAUGUCUCCUUUGGGAUCUCUGACCCAAGGGUGGGCUCCAUUGAGGCCGUGGCUCCCGCUGACUCCAUCCAGACGUGGCUGUGGCAGCAGCCAGCUUAA